CUCCUCCAUGACCAACUUCGAAUCACACUCUGUUCUACUCAUAUCCUUUCAUCAUCACUUAGCUUCAUAGAGAGAUUUCAUGUAAUAAGAUGAGCAACGACAAGGACAACUUCAACGUCUCCGAUCUUACUGCUGCUCUUAAAGAUGGGGAUCGAGCUGACCUUGUCAAUGCUCUAAAGAACAAGCUGCAGAAUCUGGCUGGUCAACGUUCUGAUGUGCUCGAGAAUCUGACUCCCGCUGUGAGAAAGCGUGUCGAUGCUUUGAGGGAUAUACAGAGCCAACAUGAUGAACUAGAGGCAAAAUUCCGUGAAGAGAGAGCUAUUCUUGAAGCCAAGUAUCAAAAGUUGUAUCAGCCUUUGUAUACCAAGCGUUAUGAGAUUGUGAAUGGAACUACUGAUGUUGAACCGGCUCCAGAGGAUAUUAAGGUGGACCAAGGAGAGGAAAAAACUGCAGAAGAGAAAGGAGUUCCAAGUUUCUGGCUGACAGCCCUGAAAAACAAUGAUGUUAUUUCCGAGGAGGUCACAGAGCGUGAUGAAGGGGCUCUCAAAUAUCUCAAAGAUAUAAAGUGGUGCAGGAUUGAAGAACCUAAAGGAUUCAAACUUGAGUUUUUCUUUGACACGAAUCCGUAUUUUAAGAACACUGUCUUGACAAAGUCUUAUCACAUGAUUGAUGAAGAUGAGCCACUGCUUGAGAAGGCUACGGGGACAGAAAUUGAUUGGUAUCCUGGAAAGUGUCUAACUCAGAAGAUUCUUAAGAAGAAGCCUAAGAAAGGAUCAAAGAAUGCUAAACCAAUCAUCAAAACCGAAGACUGUGAAAGCUUCUUCAACUUCUUUAGUCCUCCAGAAGUUCCGGAUGAAGAUGAAGAUAUCGACGAGGAAAGAGCUGAGGAUCUUCAAAAUCUGAUGGAACAAGAUUAUGACAUUGGAUCUACUAUUCGGGACAAGAUUAUUCCUCGUGCUGUGUCAUGGUUUACUGGUGAGGCUAUGGAAGCGGAGGAUUUUGAAAUAGGUGACGAUGAGGAAGAUGACAUUGAUGAGGAUGAUGAAGAGGAUGAGGAAGACGAAGAUGAUGAGGAGGACGAUGAUGAUGAUGAGGAUGAGGAGGAUGAAGAAGAAAGCAAGACCAAAAAGAAGCCAUCAAUCAGAAACAAGAAAGGAGGGAGAUCUCAGAUAGUUGGUGAUAAAGAACAAGCCUCUGAGUCUCUGACUCUGUUUCCCGCCGAUCUCGAAUUUUUUGUGAUGAUGGCUACCACCACCACCACCACCGUUAGAUUCUCUGAUUCUUACGAAUUUAGCAACACAAGCGGUAAUAGUUUCUUCGCCGCCGAGUCAUCGAUUGAUUACCCGGCGGAAUUUCUCACACCACCGGAGGUAUCAGCGCUUCAGCUUCUCUCAAAUUGCCUUGAGUCUGUUUUUGAUUCACCGGAAAAUUUCUACAGCGACGCUAAGCUAGUUCUCUCUGGCGGCCGGGAAGUUUCUUUCCACCGUUGUAUUCUCUCGGCGAGAAUUCCUGUCUUCAAAAUCGCGUUAGCCACCGUGAAGGAACAAAAAUCCACCACCGUGAAGCUCGAGCUGAAGAAGAUCGCCGCAGAUUACGAAGUCGGCUUUGAUUCGGUGGCGGCGGUUUUGGCGUAUGUUUAUAGCGGCAGAGUGAGGCCUCCACCAAAAGGAGCUUCUGAUUGCGUAGACGACGAUUGCUGCCACGUGGCUUGCCGGCCAAAGGUGGACUUCAUGAUCGAAGUUCUUUAUUUGGCUUUCGUUUUCCAGAUUCAAGAAUUAGUUACUCUUUAUGAGAGACAAUUCUUGGAAAUUGUAGACAAAGUUGUGGUCGAAGACAUCUUGGUUAUAUUCAAGCUUGAUACUCUAUGUGGUAAAACAUACAAGAAGCUUUUGGAUAGAUGCAUAGAGAUUAUCGUCAAGUCUGAUAUAGAACUAGUUAGUCUUGAGAAGUCUUUGCCUCAACACUUCGUCAAGCAAAUCACUGGCAUCCGCAAAGCGCUUGGUCUAGAGCCACCUGAACUACAAAAACAUGUCAAGAACUUAUAUAAGGCACUAGACUCAGAUGAUGUUGAGCUUAUCAAGAUGCUUUUGAUAGAGGGACACACCAAUCUUGAUAUGGCGUAUGCUCUUCAUUUUGCUAUCGCGCAUUGCGAUGUGAAGACUGCAUAUGAUCUCCUUGAGCUUGAGCUUGCGGAUGUUAACCAUAGAAAUCCGAGGGGAUACACUGUUCUUCAUGUUGCUGCGAUGCGGAAGGAGCCAAAGCUGAUAGUAUCUUUGUUAAUGAAAGGGGCAAAUGUAUUAGAUACAACAUUGGAUGGUAGAACCGCUCUCGUGAUUGCAAAACGACUAACUAAAACGGAUGACUACAAAACUAGUAUGGAGGACGGUACACAUUCUCUGAAAGGCGGAUUAUGCAUAGAGGUACUUAAGCAUGAACAAAAACUAGAAUAUGUGUUGCCUAGAGAAGCUUCACUUUCUCUUCCAGUGACUCCCGAGGAGUUGCGGAUGAUGUUGCUCUAUUAUGAAAAUCGAGUUGCACUUGCUCGACUUCUCUUUCCAGUGGAAUCUGAAAUUGUACAGGAUAUUGCCAAAUUGGACGAAACAUGCGAGUUUACAGCUUCUAGUCUCGAGCCUGAUCAUCACAUUGGUGAAAAGCGGACAUCACUGGACCUAAAUAUGGCGCCUUUCCAAAUCCAUGAGAAGCAUUUGAGUAGACUAAGAGCACUUUGUAAAACCGUGGAACUGGGGAAACGCUACUUCAGACGUUGUUCGCUUGAUCACUUUAUGGACACCGAGGACUUGAAUCAUCUUGCUAGUAUAGAAGAAGAUACUCCUGAGAAACGGUUACAGAAGAAGCAAAGAUACUUGGAACUACAAGAAACUCUGAUGAAGACCUUUAGUGAGGACAAGGAGGAACUUGGAAAGUCUUCCACAGCGAAACCAACCUCUGCGAUGAGGUCUAAUAGAAAACUCUCUCAUCGGCGCCUAAGGGUGGACAAACGGGAUUUUUUGAAACGACCUUGCGGGAGUGGGGAUUAGGGGAUAGUAAAUCAUAUCCGCAACUAAAAAUGAUGUCUCAUAUCUUUGUUAGUUUCAAAUAAAUUGAAACGAAAUAAGAUUUUUGGCCAUCCCUAUGUUUUGUCUUAUCACAUGUACAUAUAUCUUUUUCAUAUUUGUUAUUAUCUCUGUUUUUCGUCUCACUUUGCAUCAUAUGGAUUCUAGCUCCAAGUGCGUUUCAAACAAAUGUAGUAAUUUUUU
Messenger RNA from Arabidopsis arenosa, 3257 nucleotides. The record is from the annotation of a GenBank genome assembly. NCBI's taxonomy places the organism in Eukaryota, Viridiplantae, Streptophyta, Magnoliopsida, Brassicales, Brassicaceae.